UCCAACGUUUUCUUUUUAUCAGCGUGUGGACAACGCAAAAUCAAAACGCUAAUAUAUUCUGUUGUUAACCAAAAAGCGAAGGAACAGAAAUUGAAUUGAAACUUGCGAUUGGAGAGACAGAGUAGUGGAAGCGAAGAGAGAUGGGCGUGACGAAGGAACAAGUUGAAUCAUCCUUGAAAGCCAAACUAAACCCUUCUCAUAUCGAAGUAAUUGAUACGUCUGGAGGGUGCGGUGCAAGUUUUGUGGUUGAGAUUGUAUCUGAACAAUUUGAAGGCAAAAGGAUAUUGGAGAGGCAUCGUAUGGUGAAUGCUGCCUUAGAGGAGGAAAUGAAACAGAUUCAUGCCCUGUCUAUAAAGAAAGCUGUAACCCCAGAACAGUGGAAACAGCAGCAAGAAUCCAACCAAUCAAAUUCUGCCGCCUAGAGCAUAAUUUUCAGUUACAAUAAUAGUUACAAAUAAGAAAUCCAUACAUUGUGUUGCUGACAAAUGACAAUGUUUGUGGAUUCUGGUUCUAUGUAUUUUUAUCAAUACUUAAAUUUAUGAUUGUACUAAAUUUUAGUUUACAGAACUUCUGGCUUUUCGUGAGGUAAGUAAGAUAUGUGAUCCUCUUGAGGGAGGAGCAUUUUUAGAU
This is a messenger RNA of Abrus precatorius (Indian licorice), 630 nucleotides long. Its product is annotated as protein BOLA2. NCBI's taxonomy places the organism in Eukaryota, Viridiplantae, Streptophyta, Magnoliopsida, Fabales, Fabaceae. The transcript has 3 exons. Gene Ontology annotation, cellular component: nucleus; cytosol. The record is from RefSeq and is a predicted model, not a curated record. Bases 141 to 422 code for a protein of 93 amino acids. Gene Ontology annotation, molecular function: 2 iron, 2 sulfur cluster binding. Gene Ontology annotation, biological process: intracellular iron ion homeostasis.